AUGGAGGCGGUUCGCCGACCCCUCACGCAGGCGGCACCAGCAGCAGCAGCAGCAGCAGCAGCAGCAACAGCAGCAGCAACAGCAGCUCCAGUAGCAGUAGCUGCUGCUGCUGCUGGUGCUGCUGCUGCUGCUGUUGCUGCACCCAACCCACGAGCAAACGGUAGCCUUGUUUCAGACUGCUGCUGCUGCUGUUGCUGGCCUGAGGAGGCGAUUCAAUCUGCAGCAGCUCUUCUUGAAGCCAUUGAGGCCCUUCCCCACAGCAGCAGCAGCAGCAGCAGCAGCAGCGACCAGCAGCUUCAGCAGCAGCAGCAGCAGCAGCGAGGCCCCGUCUCUCCCUUUGUCUGCGCUCAUCUACUUCAUGAGGCCCUCGAGCUGCUUGUUGACGUCUUGAGGGUGUACGGACAAGAAAGAGUGGUUCUGAGUUUUAAUGGCGGUAAAGAUGCCGUAGCAAUUCUUCAUCUAUACAGAGCAGCACUUGUCAAAUAUGCUCGCCUGCAGCAGCAAGAGCAGCAGCAGCAACAACAACAACAACAGCAGCAGCAGCAACAACAACAACAACAGCAGCAGCACCAUCAGCACCAUCAGCAGCAACAUCAUCAACACCAACAGCACGAGCAGCACCAGCAGCAGCACCAGCAGCAGCAGCAGCAGGAACUGCAGCAGCAGCAGCAGCACAAGUGCUGCUCGCGCUGCUGUUGCUGCUGUUUGCCUGGCUUUUAUUUGAAGAAGCCGCAUGCAGUGUACUUUCACUCGGGAGCGAAAGAGUUCCCCCAAGUUGAAGAGUUUGUUCUUCAGACUGCCAGCCUCUUUGCUCUCAAUGUUGAGGUGUAUUACUGCGACUGGGCCUCCGGCAUUCGCAAUUUUCUCUCGCGGCAGCCACCGGGGCCUAUUGCUUUCGUCUUAGGGACAAGGAAGACAGACCCGCAAGGUCUGCGUGAAAAUCUGCAGCCGCUGCAGCCCUCAAGUCGGUGGCUGCCUGCAUUUAUGCGGGUGCAGCCGCUUCUUCAGUUUGACUAUGGAAAUAUUUGGGGCUUUCUUCGCUCUUUUAAACUCCCGUAUUGCACACUCUAUGAUCUGGGGUACUCCAGUAUCGGCAAGCAUCUCACAUGUAUUGAGGCAUUUCAGGUGUAUGGGCAGUUCAGCUGCAUAUAG
Messenger RNA from Eimeria acervulina, 1152 nucleotides. RefSeq names its product DJ-1/PfpI family domian-containing protein, putative. Gene Ontology annotation, molecular function: FMN adenylyltransferase activity. The coding region runs from base 1 to 1152 and encodes 383 amino acids. The transcript has 5 exons. Gene Ontology annotation, biological process: FAD biosynthetic process. The record is from RefSeq and is a predicted model, not a curated record. Lineage: Eukaryota; Apicomplexa; Conoidasida; Eucoccidiorida; Eimeriidae.